Penaeus indicus is the source of this 2917-nucleotide messenger RNA. RefSeq lists its product as uncharacterized. Gene Ontology annotation, molecular function: serine-type endopeptidase inhibitor activity. Bases 60 to 2687 code for a protein of 875 amino acids. The record is from RefSeq and is a predicted model, not a curated record. NCBI's taxonomy places the organism in Eukaryota, Metazoa, Arthropoda, Malacostraca, Decapoda, Penaeidae. The transcript has 14 exons.
GUUAUACCCGCAUCAUUACGGAGCUGUUCAGCUGUUAGGAAGUUGAUGUGUACUUGAUAAUGAGGGCCAUGCACCUGUUCGCGGCCACGCUUCUGACCGCACUGGCCGGCGCGCGCUCGCAGUGCAUCUCGCAGAACGACGCCGUGCCUCCCCCAGCGUCGCCGGACCUCACUCCACUCAACGACUUCGGCGUCGACCUCUUCAGGAAGGUCGUGUCUCCGUCGAAGAACUUCAUCCUCUCGCCCUUCAGCGUCUGGAGCGCCCUCACCCUGACUUACUUCGGCUCCGAGGGCAACACCAAAUCCCAGAUGGAGCAGGCGCUUCGCUUGACCAACAGAGAAGACACUCUGGCUACCUUCAAGGCCGUUGAAAACAUAUAUACUUCGAGAAAUAACAAUUAUACCAUUGACACUGCAAAUAGAAUCUAUGCAAAUAACACCCUCAAGCUGAAGGACUGCUUGCAACGGGUGUUCUCGGACAAACUGGAAACGUUAGACUUUGGCAACGUUGAUCUCGUAGUUGAAACCAUAAACCAGUUCGUGAGCACAACCACCCGUGGCAAGAUAACUUCGAUCGUGACACCCAACACAGUCAGGGGCGCUGCGGUGGUCCUAGUCAACGCCAUCUAUUUCAAGGGCUUCUGGGAACGGAAAUUCGCGGCGGAAGACACGAUUCCAAGGAAGUUUUUCAUCUCGGCAAAUGAGCAUGUGAUGGUCGAUAUGAUGCACCAGCACGGAGAGUUCAAGCACGGCUUCUCCAAGGAGCUCGACGCCCAGGUCCUGGAGAUACCCUACCGAGGGAACGGCGCCUCCAUGUACGUGUUCCUGCCGAAGGACAAGGAGACUGGCCAGGAGCUUGACGACAUGCUGGGGCGCCUCAACCCCGACUCGCUCGCCGCUGCCCUCCGUCAGCUAGUAUAUGAAGACGUGGUUCUUCGGUUUCCCAAGUUCAAAUUCAAUAGCAGUAUUGAUGACGAGUUGAUGAAAGCUCUCAAGGCCCUUGGCAUCUCCGACCUCUUCUCCAGCGCCUCCGACUUGUCCAAUUUUGCUCCCGACGACAGGAUCGCCGUCUCGAAGGUGAUCCACAAGGCGGUGAUCGAGGUCGACGAAGAAGGCGCAGAAGCAGCAGCGGUGACGGCUGUCAUAGGCGAAGUCAUCGUCUCUAUCCAACCGCCUUCGCCGCCCGUCAACUUCUUCUGCGAGCGCCCGUUCUUCUUCACGAUCGUCGACACCAAGUUGAAUAACAUCCUUUUCAUGGGAACUUUCAGAAAACCUUAUGGGACACAGGCCGCCGGAUGGAAGAGUACACACGAAUACAGGAACACGAUACCAAGAUCUAGGUACAGUGCUGAGAUGCGGUGUGUCGCGUCCGGCCAGCCAACACUGGGGGCCGGAGGCUGGUUGAGACCUGGACACGGGGACUUCUGGAGUAGUUACUCAGCGGUGGAGAGAGAAACACAUAGAACCAUGAGGGCAGCGGUGUUGGCGACGGCGCUGUCCCUUUCCUUCGGGCUGGUCAGCCGUCAGUGCAUUUCCGAGGACGACUCCCUCAUCCCGCCCCCGAGAACAUACCUCGGCCACAUCGCGCCCUUCAGUGUCGGUCUCUUGAAAGAGGUUCUUCCUGCGUCGGGGAACUUCUUCUUCUCGCCCUACAGCAUCUGGACGGCGCUUGUGUUGGCCUACUUCGGGUCCAACGGCAACACGAAGACCCAGUUGGAAAGGGUCCUUCAGCUGGGCAACCGGGAAGGCGCUCUGGCCUUGUACAAAAGCGUGGAUCAGUUGUACAGGUUGCAGGAAAACAACCCCAAUUACACGGUUAAUGCAGCUAACAGAAUAUACAUCCAGGAUGGGCUGCCGCUCAGAGAGUGUCUUCAGACGGUUUUCUCGAACGAAAUAAGAACCGUUGAUUUCCGCCAGCAACCACAAGCCGCUGCGGGGGAGAUCAACAGGUUCGUCAGCGACACGACCAGAGGCAAAAUUCCGCAGAUAGUGUCAGCCGACAGCGUGUCAGGAGCCGUGAUGACGCUCGUCAACGCAGUCUACUUCAAGGGCCUGUGGGACAGUCAGUUCAAGGUCGAGAACACGUCCCCGCAGAGGUUCUUUGUGGGGCCGAAUAGACAUGCAACGGUCCCUAUGAUGAGCCAAGAAGGCAACUUCAAUUAUGGUGAGUCACAGGAGCUGGACGCCCAGGUGCUGGAGAUGCCCUACCGGGGCGGCCACGCGUCCCUGUUCGUGCUCCUUCCUCGAGACCAGGGCACGGGCCGGGAGCUCGACCAGCUGGUGCAGCGCCUCAGCCCCUCGACGCUGACGGCGGCGCUGAGGGACACUCGCGACCAAAAGGUCCAGCUCAAGUUCCCCAAGUUCAAGUUUGAGAAAAAGAUCGAUAGCGCGCUCCAGCAGGCUCUGGCGCGCUUGGGUGUUGCCGAUUUAUUCUCCGACCGAGCUGACCUCACAAACUUCAAGUCGGACGGCGGCCUCCAAGCCACGGGGAUCAUCCACAAGGCAGUGGUAGAAGUUGACGAAGAAGGCGCAGAAGCAGCCGCGGCCACGGCAGUUAUAAUUGCGAUCACGUCGGUGUUCAUCCCACCCCCGCCCGUCCGCUUCACCUGCGACCGCCCCUUCCUCUUCCUCAUCCGGGACAAUGACAUCGACAACAUCCUCUUCAUUGGGGCUUACAGGGAGCCUUAAAGAGCCUUUCCAUGGCCCUUUUUUCUCCGUUUGCCUUUUCUUCUCCUUCCUCUUCCUUCCUUUUCCUCCUCUUCCUAUUCGUCCUAAAAGCCAGAAGUGGGGGAUUUCUUUACAUAUUCUUCUUUUUUUCUUCAUCUUCCUUAGUGACCACAGAGAUAAAAUAAUAAAUAAAAAUCAGACACGAAAAAGGUGCAAACAAUCUAUUCCUUUGAAAUAAACUUUAAAUUAUA